AUGGGUCCCCAAUUUUCGCAACUGCAGCGUUUACAAGAUGGCGAGCAACAUCGACGGCGUGACCACAGUUCUUCCGCCUUUGACCCGAGCCAGCCACCUGGAAGCGAGAGCUCGCCCUCAACCACCGAUAGUCCCCAAUCGAGACCGGCAGAAUCCUCAAGUGCCACAAGGGAUGAGAGUUCCUCGAGCCACGUUGUUACUUCGAGAACCGCUGACAAAAAGCCAUCAUCAACACGUCGUUCCGCUCCGAUCACCAGAACAACCGGGACGUCGAUGACAGUCCCCUCAGCAGCCCGAACCACUAUCACAUUGACGGAAAAUGCUUCCUCAACAACAAAUCUGAUUGAUAUAACACCGGCUGCAGCCUCGGCCACAGCCUCGGCCAUUCCAAAAUCAGACGAAAAACCUUUUCAAAUGUCUGCAGGGGCAAUAGUGGCUGCUGUUGUGCUUUGCUGUUUCUUUUGCGGCGGAGCUGUGAUCAUGCUCUACUAUCGGACUCGCAGGCGUAUAGCAUGGCGCAAGGGUCAUCAACAGAGCAGUCUCACCACAGACUCUGAGCAUGGGCCCGAACCGAAGUUGCUGGGAGACAGCCUGAUUUCUUCCAAAAUGUUGUCAAGGGAGAGCAUCAUGUUUCAUCCGGACCACAGACAAAGUGGUUCCGCCGCAUCGAUGAACCGAAAGGGGCCGUACCAGAACCUGACAGAGCAGGAACCACCGCCUGACUACCAUACGGAGUGUACGGAUAUUGCAAUGAACGACAUUGAACCAAGCGAGGAAUAUGUACGCUCGCCAGUAUCUCCUUUAUUACCGCCUACAUACCCAAGGCCAAUCAGCAACAAUAGCGGAAGAAGUGAAAGGCAUAGUCUACGUAGAGAGUUUAGCUUCGAGAAGAGAACUGAACCAAGUCAGGUUCCGCCAGCAGAGUCAAGAUUGAGCAGAAGGUCAGCCUUGUCAAGCAAUCCGUCUUCGGACUGGCCGAUUGCCAUGCCCAAUUACUAUAGUUCCAUUCCGGCUCAACCUGCCUCAGGGUAUCAGUUGGCCCCAUCAGACCGCAGAAGCAGUGGUGGAGGGCAUGCUGUGGUACCGCGACAGAGUUUCGAGGAUGUUCAGUUACGGGUUGGUCGAUGA
This is a messenger RNA of Endocarpon pusillum Z07020, 1128 nucleotides long. RefSeq lists its product as uncharacterized. NCBI's taxonomy places the organism in Eukaryota, Fungi, Ascomycota, Eurotiomycetes, Verrucariales, Verrucariaceae. The transcript has a single exon. The coding region runs from base 1 to 1128 and encodes 375 amino acids. The record is from RefSeq and is a predicted model, not a curated record.